AUGUAUCAAACUCUGUACUCCACAUGUACCAAACUCUGUACUCCACAUGUACCAAACUCUGUAUUCCACAUGUACCAAACUCUGUACUCCACAUGUACCAAACUCUACUCCACAUGUAUCAAACUCUGUACUCCACAUGUACCAAACUCUGUACUCCACAUGUACCAAACUCUGUACUCCACAUGUAUCAAACUCUGUACUCCACAUGUACCAAACUCUGUACUCCACAUGUACCAAACUCUGUACUCCACAUGUAUCAAACUCUGUACUCCACAUGUACCAAACUCUGUACUCCACAUGUAUCAAACUCUGUACUCCACAUGUACCAAACUCUGUACUCCACAUGUACCAAACUCUGUACUCCACAUGUACCAAACUCUACUCCACAUGUAUCAAACUCUGUACUCCACAUGUACCAAACUCUGUACUCCACAUGUAUCAAACUCUGUACUCCACAUGUACCAAACUCUGUACUCCACAUGUAUCAAACUCUGUACUCCACAUGUACCAAACUCUGUACUCCACAUGUAUCAAACUCUGUACUCCACAUGUAUCAAACUCUGUACUCCACAUGUACCAAACUCUGUACUCCACAUGUAUCAAACUCUGUACUCCACAUGUACCAAACUCUGUACUCCACAUGUACCAAACUCUGUACUCCACAUGUAUCAAACUCUGUACUCCACAUGUACCAAACUCUGUACUCCACAUGUAUCAAACUCUGUACUCCACAUGUAUCAAACUCUGUACUCCACAUGUACCAAACUCUGUACUCCACAUGUACCAAACUCUGUACUCCACAUGUACCAAACUCUGUACUCCACAUGUACCAAACUCUGUACUCCACAUGUAUCAAACUCUGUACUCCACAUGUACCAAACUCUGUACUCCACAUGUAUCAAACUCUGUACUCCACAUGUACCAAACUCUGUACUCCACAUGUACCAAACUCUGUACUCCACAUGUACCAAACUCUGUACUCCACAUGUAUCAAACUCUGUACUCCACAUGUACCAAACUCUGUACUCCACAUGUACCAAACUCUGUACUCCACAUGUACCAAACUCUGUACUCCACAUGUACCAAACUCUGUACUCCACAUGUACCAAACUCUGUACUCCACAUGUACCAAACUCUAUACUCUACAUGUACCAAACUCUGUACUCCACAUGUACCAAACUCUGUACUCCACAUGUAUCAAACUCUGUACUCCACAUGUACCAAACUCUGUACUCCACAUGUAUCAAACUCUGUACUCCACAUGUACCAAACUCUGUACUCCACAUGUAUCAAACUCUGUACUCCACAUGUACCAAACUCUGUACUCCACAUGUACCAAACUCUGUAUUCCACAUGUACCAAACUCUGUACUCCACAUGUACCAAACUCUACUCCACAUGUAUCAAACUCUGUACUCCACAUGUACCAAACUCUGUACUCCACAUGUAUCAAACUCUGUACUCCACAUGUACCAAACUCUGUACUCCACAUGUAUCAAACUCUGUACUCCACAUGUACCAAAAUCUGUACUCCACAUGA
Messenger RNA from Biomphalaria glabrata, 1539 nucleotides. RefSeq names its product putative surface protein bspA-like. The transcript has a single exon. NCBI's taxonomy places the organism in Eukaryota, Metazoa, Mollusca, Gastropoda, Planorbidae. The coding region runs from base 1 to 1539 and encodes 512 amino acids. The record is from RefSeq and is a predicted model, not a curated record.